UUCUUUAUGUAUUACGACGAAGUCUGUGCAACUAUAUAAGGAGUUUCUCAAAGAAUUUGUCCGUGAUGAGGGUGCGAGUCUUCUUGGUGUGUCUAGGAUACAAUAUUUUUAAUGAUAAAAAAUCAUAGGGUAUUCAUUGUUUCAUUCACAAUGGUACCAUCAGGAAAUGGAAUUAGACAAUACACUCUUCCCAACAAUUCAAGGGAAAUAUCUUUUACAAUAUCCCAAACAGAUGACAGGUAUAUUCGUGGGGAUUGCUACAGUUAUUUUAAAAUCCCAUUGAGUCAAGGUACAUAUACGAUCGCCUAUAAAUGUCCAAGUACGCCAUCUGAAACAAAGGGGGACGAUUUUCUUAUCAUAGAUGGGACCCUAUACAGCGACAAGUGUAAUGAAGUCAUCAGAACGUCAGAACACCGCUGCGUCAAAUAUACGAUCACCACUUAUCAUAUGAGCGAUUCACAAAUGGACAAGGAAGAGUGUACACAUAUCAAAAACGCCAUUGCAAAAGGAGUUUCUGUAAAGACUCUUGAAGAGAUGGAAAAGCAAAAACAGUAUUAGAUGUGGAACAAGAAGAACAGGAUAGCAAGGUGGAACAGGAAGAAAGGGAUAGGGAGAUAGCGCAAGAACGGGCUAGGAUUGCACCUUGGGAUGAUAAAUAUUGAAAAACGUGACGGUAUAUUAUGGUUCUAUUGUAGUUUUGCACUCAAUGUAUAGUAAAAAUCUGAGAUAUGUUUUGUUUCUUUAACC
Macrosteles quadrilineatus (aster leafhopper) is the source of this 747-nucleotide messenger RNA. RefSeq lists its product as uncharacterized. The record is from RefSeq and is a predicted model, not a curated record. The transcript is spliced from 3 exons. NCBI's taxonomy places the organism in Eukaryota, Metazoa, Arthropoda, Insecta, Hemiptera, Cicadellidae. The coding region runs from base 112 to 558 and encodes 148 amino acids.